Amphibalanus amphitrite is the source of this 2651-nucleotide messenger RNA. Its product is annotated as probable cyclin-dependent serine/threonine-protein kinase DDB_G0292550. Gene Ontology annotation, cellular component: chitin-based extracellular matrix. Lineage: Eukaryota; Metazoa; Arthropoda; Thecostraca; Balanomorpha; Balanidae. The record is from RefSeq and is a predicted model, not a curated record. The coding region runs from base 469 to 2145 and encodes 558 amino acids. The transcript is spliced from 3 exons. Gene Ontology annotation, molecular function: structural constituent of chitin-based larval cuticle.
GAGAAGUCGACGGCUUGUGUCGUAUAAUAAGGUUGAAUGGUGUAUAUUUUAUCAGUCAUCGCGUUCAUAGUUUGGAUUUAUUUCUAUUAUUGUUUUUACUUAUGGUAUCUAUUAUGUGAUAGGCUUUUAUAGUGUGUUUGAGUUGUAUUUCGAACAGGAGGUUGGAGUAUAGGUGGAGUAUUUAUAAUGCAGUGACAGUGAUGGUGCCAUGAAUCAGGAAACAAAUGGAUCAAAGUCAAAUCGAAGCUACAGUUUGCCUUUUAACUGGAGUGUAUGUGAGUUCUUGAGUUCCGGUCGGCGGCUGUGCAGCGGUGGGAACGCGGCGGCGGCGGCGGCGGCGCCGUGACCCUGACACCGGGCGCCAAAGGUCAGGCCCGAGUGCGCCCGCGGACCUGGGAAGUCAUGCUCCCGGACGUCGAGGUAUAAAAUGAAAAGGAUGCGCCGUGCGACGUCAGUCUUGCGAUCACCAUGCUCAGGAUAGUGCUGUUGUCGUGCCUGGUGGCUGGUGGCCUGAGUGCCAAGCUGCCCCAGGGCCCCGAGCACCGGUCUCUCGGCGAUCAUAGCGGCAGCGCUACCACCUUCACCAGCACCAGCUCGUCCGCCGGCGGCUCCCUCGGCAACGGCGGCUUCGGCAGCGCCAGCUUCAGCAACAACGCCGGCACCUUGAGGGCUAGCGCCGGCUUCAACGGCAACUCCGGCAGUGCCGGCUUCAGCAGCAACGGCGGAGCUGGACUCAACAACAACGGCGGAGCUGGGUUCAACAACAACGGCGGAGCUGGGUUCAACAACAAUGGCGGAGCUGGCUUCAACGGCAACGGCGCUGCUAGCUAUAGCUCUAACAAUGGUGCCACCUUCAACGGCAACAACGGCUUUGACGGAAACAAUGGCGGCUUUAACGGAAACAACGGCGGCUUCAACGGUGCCUUUAACGGCAAUAACGGCGGCUUUAACGGCAACAACGGCGUCGGCGGCCAGUUCGAUGAUGGCCGGUACCGCCCCGACGAGGUGAACGGAGAGUUCGACGACGGCACCUGGAAGCCGGAACUGUACGCCGGCGACGACGGCCUCUACCGCGACGGCCAGUACACACCCAACACGGACGCCUCCUACCAGUUCCAGUUUGACGCCGGCGACCACGGCCGAGACGAGGCGGCCGACCGCGACGGCGAGGUGCAGGGCUCCUUCUACGCCGUGCACCCGGACGGUCUGCGCCGUGACGUCGAGUUCAGCGCCGGCCGCGACGGUUUCGUGGUGACGCGCGACGAGUCCGUGCAGGGCCCGGUGCCCGAGUACGCACUGCGCCAGGCCGAGAGGCCGCGCAAGGAGUACCCGCCGGCAGAGAUCAUCACCUCGCUCUCACCGGACGGCAUCUACCACUGGGAGUACGACGCCGGUGACUCGGCGCGCUCUGAGGACAUCAACCUCAACACCAACUACUACGAGGGAGACUUCAGCUUCGUGGCCGACGACGACCAGAACCGGUACGAGGUGCGCUACAAGGCUGGCGCCGGCAUCGGCUUUGUGCCCGAGGGCGACCACCUGCCGAUGCAGGUCCAGGAGACCCCAGAGGUGGCCGAGGCCAAGGCAGCCUUCCUCGAGAAGUUCGCCGAGGCUCAGGCUGAGGCGCUCCAGAGACCGAACGCCUACCGGGGGAACGGGGUCCAGUCCAACAAUGGAAACGGCUUCCAGAGUCCUCGGCCUAACAACGGAAACGGUUUCCAGAGGGAUCAGACAAAUAACGGAAACGGAUUCCGGAGGGCUCAGAACAACAACGGAAACGGCUUCCAGAGGGAUCAGACAAAUAACGGAAACGGAUUCCAGAGAGCUCAGAACAACGGAAACGGAUUCCAGAGGGCUCAGAAUAACAACAGAAAUGGAUUCCAGAGGGCUCAGACAAAGAACGGUAACGGAUUCCAGAAGGCCGUUGCCGGUUUCCAGCGGGACCAGGCCCCGGCCGGUAACGGUUUCCAGAAUCCGCAGCCGAUCGGCGCCAGCUCCCAGACGCGCUACUCGUCAGUGGCGGCUCCGCAGAACGACGCGGCCGUCCACCCCAGUCAGAUGGUCUCCGGCCUGGCGCUGGGCGGUCACAUGAAGCAGGCGGCACCCUCGCAGAUCAACGACACCUACCUGCCGCCCAACAAUUGAGCGCCGCGGUCGUGCCGCUCCCGCCGAGGUCAGAGCCAGAGGGCCGGAAGCGUACACUCGAAUGUCAGUUCUCCGAAAGCUCUUUUGGGGCGCCUACUUUUGUUCUGAAAACUAAUUGGACCUCUUUAAGAACAUACAAUAGCUUCCUUUGGAGUUUAAUGACAAUAUUUAACAAGCGAUGUGCGUACAGAAAUGGGUUAGACGUUGCAAAGCAGUCAUGAUACCAAUGCGUAUUGUCUGCCUGCUUUCGAGCUGGAACAGAUAUAAUCGUUGCAAGGGCUGUGAAGGAGAAUUGCCUCCCCGGCCACAGACUUGGCGGAUACGUUAUCACCUCCAUGAAAUUCAGGUUUGGCCAGAUGACUCACCAUCACUGAAGUCUGCUGCCAUGUGAAGGGGCAUUGCGAGUGGUGCUCGCUCGACAAUGCGCUAUUUUGUGUGGUGUUCCAAGAUGUUCGAUUUGUGUUUUUGGUAUGACAUAUGGUAAAUAAAUAUGUAAUUAAUGCGUU